AUGGCCGAAAGGAAGGAUACUCUACAGGUGAUAAUCGCCGGCGCUGGCAUUGCGGGGUUGGCGACAGCGAUCUCAUUGUCACGAAUCGCCUCAAUUCCAAACAUAGAUAUCCAACUUUACGAACAAGCACCUGAGCUGCUUGAAAUUGGAGCCAGUAUUGCACUCAGCCCAAAUGGAAUGCGCACCUUGGAAAAGCUGGGAGUGUACAAAGCUCUCACCGAUGAGUUUGGCUACAGAGGACCAAGUGGUAUACCACAAAUCUUUCGUCACUGGAAAACCGAUCAGGUUAUCUCGGUCGAUACUCACACCGAUGUUCCUAACCCUCGCCACCAUACCACUCGAUUCCAUCGAGGCCAUCUGCAUGCAGCUCUUCUUGAGCAUGUUCCCAGAGAAUCUAUACAUCUAGGAAAGAAGCUAAUCCAUACGGAGGCUGAUCAAAAUGGCGUCCUCCUGCAUUUCGAGGAUGGGAGUAGUGCGCAAGGAGAUGUUUUGAUAGGAGCAGAUGGAAUUCGAUCGGCCGUUAGGAAAUCAUUCCUGCCUGACUACAAGCUCCGAUUUAGUGGUAAAGUAUUCAUGAGAUCAACAUUUGACGCAUCUUUGGUGGAAGGGAAAAUCCCCAAUUUACCGUCUGAUUCCAUGCAUUGGUGGGGACCGCGAGAUAAUUUCUUUGCAUCUAGACUGGGCAAGGAUCAGUACACAACAGUCGGGGCUUACGAUGAUCCCCGUACAGCAGAAGAACUCGAGAGCAGCAUUGCCUGGGAUCAAAGUGGGAACAUUGAGUUCCUAAGGGAAAGAUACAAGAACUGGAAUCCAACCAUUCGAGCCCUGACUGAACUCACGCCCUACACCAAUCUAUAUCCCAAUUUCGCUGGAGAUGCUCUCUCGACGUGGGUAUUUGGUUCCCGGGUCACUCUUAUCGGAGAUGCUGCGCACGCUCACGGGGGUGCCUUUGCUGCCGGGGGCUCAUUGGCACUGGAUGAUGCUCUUGCUCUUGGCCUUGCCUUUCGGCAUGUAUUCGGUCCUCAAACUUCCGGGCGAUCUUUCUCGGCUGAGAGUAUCAAGAAGGCGUUGGGGUUGUACAGCAACACGAGACAACCACACACAGCUCGGAUACUGCGUAUUGUUCACAAUCAGAUUGAUAGGAGAGGCGCGCAAUUUACCUCAGCCGAAGAGGAGGAUGAGGCGUUGGUUGCCAGAAUGAGAAGCAGGCCAAAUACGGAAUGGUUAUCAGAACAUGAUGUUGAAGCUGCAUUCGCAGCUACGCUUGAGCAGGCGGAAGCUUCUAGUGCAGAAGCUUCGGAUCAAGUUAAUGCCUCGGAGAGUACAGAGCCAGUUCCAGAACCGAGCUCUGGCGAGAACGACCAAGUGAGUUACCAGAUCGGUGGCCAGAAAAACCCUCAGCCAAUAUCUCAACGAUAUUAA
This is a messenger RNA of Penicillium manginii, 1422 nucleotides long. Its product is annotated as Monooxygenase FAD-binding. NCBI's taxonomy places the organism in Eukaryota, Fungi, Ascomycota, Eurotiomycetes, Eurotiales, Aspergillaceae. The record is from RefSeq and is a predicted model, not a curated record. Gene Ontology annotation, molecular function: monooxygenase activity; FAD binding. The transcript is spliced from 8 exons. Bases 1 to 1422 code for a protein of 473 amino acids.